AUGGGGAUGAGUGUCUGUCCGUGCCCCUGUCCGUGCCCAGGCCACGUGGUGGAGCUGGCGCGGGCACACGGGGCGCUGCUGGCGGCGCCGGAGCAUUGCUUCUACGGGGGCGGCCCGGGGCCGGGGGCGGGCCCCGACCUGCGCUUCCUCUUCAGCCAGCAGGCCCUGGCUGACGUGGCCACCUUCCAGCUCCAUGUCACGAGCGUGUGGGGCCUCAGCCCCAACCACACCUGGGUCUGCUUUGGGGGGUCCUACGCCGGCGCCCUCGCUGCCUGGGCGCGCCUCAAGUUUCCCCACCUGGUGUCUGCCGCCGUCGCCUCGUCCGCUCCCAUCCGGGCCCAGCUUGACUUCGCUGGAUACAACCACGUCGUAUCGGCCGCCCUCUCCAGCCCCACCGUGGGGGGGUCCCCGGAGUGCCUUUGGGCGGUGGCGGCGGCCUUCGCGGCGCUGGACGGGCGGUUGCGUGGCCGGCGCUGGGCGGGGGUGGCACGGGAUUUCUCCUGUUGCCGCCCCCCCCGGGAACCGGGGGACCGGGAGCUGCUGGCCGAGACCGUGGCCGACGUCUUCGCCGGGGCGGUGCAGUACAACGGCCGCCGUCCCGCCGACUCGGUGGCCGAGCUCUGCCGCGCCAUGACCGACGGCCGCCGCGGCUCCCCGUACCGCCGGCUCCUGGCUCUCAACAAGGUGCCAGGGGGUUUGGGUGGGGGGGGGGUCCUGGUACCCCACUGCACCCUCCUGCCCCCCUCCACCCUCCUGCGCCCCCCUUGCAGCCUCAUGCGCCCCACUGCACCCUAUGGCAUCCUUCUGCGCCCCUCUGCCUUCCUGCGGCGCAGGGGGCUGCCCUGCACCCCGACUUCGCGGCGGGAGGCCGUGCAGGAGCUGCAUCGCCCCACGGCUGGGGGCAGCCGCCGGCUCUGGCUCUUCCAGACCUGCACCGAGUUCGGCUUCUACCCCAGCUGCCGGGACGCCGCCUGCCCCUUCUCCCGCUUCCAGACUCUGCGGGCGCAGCUGAGCCUCUGCGCCGACGUCUUCGGCCUCGCCCCGGCACGUGUCCAGGCCGCCGUCGCCUUCACCAACGCCUUCUAUGGCGCCGCGCGCCCCGGCACCCACUGCGUCCUCUUCGUGAACGCGCGGGGGGGCGGCCGUUCGGGGGUGCUGAUCGCAGGGGGCUCCCACUGUGCCGACAUGGCCCCGCGCCCCGAGGACCCCCCGGCGCUGAGGGACGCCCGCCAGGCAUCCUGA
This is a messenger RNA of Phalacrocorax carbo (great cormorant), 1242 nucleotides long. The record is from RefSeq and is a predicted model, not a curated record. NCBI's taxonomy places the organism in Eukaryota, Metazoa, Chordata, Aves, Suliformes, Phalacrocoracidae.